AUGCACGUGACACACGUCCCUAUUGUGAAGAAGCACACCGCGCGCUUCAACCGCCACCAAAGCGACCGCUUCAAAUGUGUUGACCCUAGCUGGAGGAAACCCAAGGGUAUCGACAACCGCGUCCGCCGUCGGUUCAAGGGCCAGGCUGCUAUGCCCAAGAUUGGUUACGGAUCCAACAAGAAGACCCGCCACAUGAUGCCUUCUGGCCACAAGGCGUUCCUCGUCCACAACACAAAGGACCUCGACCUCCUCCUGAUGCACAACCGCACCUUCGCCGCAGAGAUCUCGCACUCCGUUUCAUCACGAAAGCGUGUCGAUAUUGUUACCCGUGCCAAGCAACUAGGUGUCAAGGUUACGAACGGCAAGGCCAAGAUCACCACCGAGUCAUGA
Pseudovirgaria hyperparasitica is the source of this 390-nucleotide messenger RNA. Its product is annotated as ribosomal protein L32e. The transcript has 5 exons. The coding region runs from base 1 to 390 and encodes 129 amino acids. Gene Ontology annotation, biological process: translation. The record is from RefSeq and is a predicted model, not a curated record. Gene Ontology annotation, cellular component: cytosolic large ribosomal subunit; ribosome. Lineage: Eukaryota; Fungi; Ascomycota; Dothideomycetes; Acrospermales; Acrospermaceae. Gene Ontology annotation, molecular function: structural constituent of ribosome.